Messenger RNA from Pundamilia nyererei, 3604 nucleotides. RefSeq names its product signal transducing adaptor molecule (SH3 domain and ITAM motif) 1 (gene stam). NCBI's taxonomy places the organism in Eukaryota, Metazoa, Chordata, Actinopteri, Cichliformes, Cichlidae. The transcript is spliced from 14 exons. Gene Ontology annotation, molecular function: ubiquitin binding; phosphatidylinositol binding. The record is from RefSeq and is a predicted model, not a curated record. Gene Ontology annotation, biological process: protein transport to vacuole involved in ubiquitin-dependent protein catabolic process via the multivesicular body sorting pathway. The coding region runs from base 319 to 1884 and encodes 521 amino acids. Gene Ontology annotation, cellular component: ESCRT-0 complex.
AAGGACAAUUGGUGACUUAUGAUUCAUUCUCUCUAGUUUGCAGACAGCACACAGGGAUGAACAGUAGUCCGACAGGGAGUGUUAAACUGUAGAAGCUUAUAACCGUUUAUUAAAUACAGUGAGGGCUCCUUCGAUUACCCAGAAUGCCCUGCUUGUUGCCGUCUGGCGAAGGAGUGACUGUGUGAAAAGAAUCAGUUAGCUGCCUUUGAUGCCCAUUAGGUUGUCGUUACUAUGCAUUUGUAUUGUAUGAAAUAAGAAAAAAGAGGGAAAGAAAAUAUCUGGGAAAGGCGAAAUCUGUUGUCGUCUAUACACCAAGCGAUGCCUCUCUUCACGACUAACCCCUUUGACCAAGAUGUUGAGAAAGCAACCAGUGAGAUGAACACUGCUGAGGACUGGGGCCUCAUUCUGGACAUAUGUGACAAGAUAGGGCAGUCACGCACUGGGCCCAAAGAAUGCCUCCGCUCUAUAAUGAGAAGAGUGAACCACAAGGACCCUCACGUAGCCAUGCAGGCACUGACUCUUCUCGGUGCCUGUGUCUCAAACUGUGGGAAAAUUUUCCACUUGGAGGUGUGCUCCAGAGAGUUUGCCAGUGAAGUCAGUAAUGUCUUAAACAAGGGCCACCCCAAAGUCUGCGAGAAGCUGAAGGCCCUGAUGGUGGAGUGGGCGGAAGACUUCCGCAAUGAUCCGCAGCUCAGCCUGAUCUCAGCAAUGAUCAAGAAUUUACGGGAACAGGGUGUCACGUUCCCUGCUGUGGGCUCCCAGGCUGCUGAGCAAGCAAAAGCAAGCCCAGCUUUAGUGGCAAAGGAUCCCUCCACAUCAACAAACAAAAAAGAAGAGGAGGAUUUGGCCAAAGCUAUCGAGUUGUCUCUGAAGGAGCAGCGUCAGCAACCGCAGACCUCAAUGUCGAGUCUUUACCCAAACACCUCCACCCUGCUCUCCUCACACAAGUCUGACGGCAGAAAAGUCCGUGCCAUCUACGAUUUUGAGGCUGCAGAGGACAAUGAGCUCACCUUUAAGUCGGGAGAAAUCAUCACUAUCCUGGACGAUAGUGACCCAAACUGGUGGAAAGGGGAAACAUAUCAGGGGGUGGGGCUGUUUCCCUCCAACUUUGUCACUGCUGAUCUCACUGCAGAGCCUGAGAUGAUGAAGACGGAGAAAAAGACAGUACAGUUCAGUGAGGACAUUCAGGUAGAGACCAUAGAGCCCGAACAGGAGCCAGUGUACAUAGACGAGGACAAAAUGGACCAGUUACUGCAAAUGAUUCAAAGUGCGGAUCCAACAGACAACCAGUCUGACAGUGUUGAAUUAUUACAGCUUGAAGGUGCCUGCAAUCAAAUGGGGCCCCUCAUUGAUCAGAAGUUGGAGGAUAUUGACAGGAAGCACUCGGAGCUGUCAGAGCUGAACGUGAAGGUGAUGGAAGCGCUGUCUUUAUAUGCCAAGCUGAUGAAUGAAGAUCCCGUCUAUGCCAUGUAUGCCAAGCUGCAGAGCCAACAGUAUUACAUGCAGCAGCCUGCCAGCGCCGCACAACAGGUCUACCCUGGUCAGCCUGCAUCAGGUUCAUAUGCCAUGAGCAGUGCUGGGGUGCAAGGCUAUACCGUUCCUAUGGAGCAACUUCCUCCUGGAACUCCCCUUCCUGGUCAACCAGUUCCCAGUGACGUUCAUAUGUACAUGGGCCAGCCGCCUGUGUACACUGCAGCUCCAGGCGGCAUGGCACCAGCAGAUGUUCAGUCCUACCAGAAUCCAGCCAGCAACCCUGGCCCAGCACCAUGCACAACUCCCGCAGGCAUGACGCAGACCGCAAACUACAGCGCUGCCUCUGGCAUGAGCAUAGCACCCUCCACAGAUGUCCCACAGGCCCCCUUCUCAGAGAAAGCAUUGUUAUAGGGCCACAGGAGCUCACUGAUAUCCUCACAGGCACAUAUGCACUCUUACAUACAGACACAACCACACACUCACAAAAAAACAGACCUGAUCAAAUAGUUAUAGUUGAAAAUGUGUUUUUAUUGCAUAAGUUGACACCAGAUCAAUUAAAACACAAUUUAAACAGAGUAAACUAACAUUGGCAUGUUUUCUGUUGUAUUCAGCCGAUAUACAGUCAAAGCUGCAGUGCAGAACUUUAAUUUCCUUCCUCUGGCAGUCAGAGUAAUUAAACAAAAAUAUUAUUUGAUUUUCACUGGAAAGCAUUAACCUGUUAUUUGAAGAUUCAUGCUGCUGUCAAAUGACUGCGCAUAUGUCUAGCAGACGUUUGACAUACUACUUUUAUAUGGCGGAGUUUACACUGGACUUCCAUUUAUUUUUUGAAGGAGUUGGAGAGUGUUCAUUGUUGUUGGCUUUCCGUGUUUCUCUUGUUUAUACAAGCAUCAAAUCUCACAAUACGAAACGCUCUACAAGCCUGAUGCCAACUAGAUGCGAGUCUUUAUUCUUCUGUUUUUGUUUGAUUUUGUUGGUUAUGUGAUUUUUGGCUUGCAAACAGUUUCUAGGUGCAGUCCCAUCAUCUUCUGGUGGUAGUAGACACUACAUCCUACCAGGUGCUAGUAAAAUAAGGGAACAAUGUAUUUUAGGAAAAGAAAUAGUUGGAUAAACUUUCUUUUCUUUUUAAACAACUAUUCAGAUAGCCAGAAAGAUCGCAUCUUUCUUUUUUAGAUCUUAGUCUCUCAUCUGACUGGUGAACUCUUUUCUUUUUUUCAUCCAGAGUAUUCAAAGAAAUUAGAAGCGUAAAUCUACUAAGGAUUCAGUUUCUAUCUGCCAUACGUCUAGCCCAACUCCAACUGCAUAGCUCCCAAAGUUUAGCUCUGGCUAUUUCGCCACACAUCUCACAUUUCAAACUUCAAUAAACUGCAAAGUUUAGAGAGUUUUAUCAGGUGCUAAUAGCCUUGACUAUAGCAGACAUUCAUUUUUAUGCAAAGGUCCCACACUCCAGCUUUAAAUACACAGUUCUGCUUCUCUUACCAGUAAAGAAGUGAUCAUGGGGAUUUAUUUAAAGAGCUCACACUACACUGAGUCACAAAGUGGGCACUGUUGUUUUUUUAUUUUUAUUAGUAUUAUUAUUUUUUCCCACAUUUUCACAGAUGUCCUGUCUUUAGCCGAGUCAGAUAUAAAAGUAUGGAGCGGCUUUCGGUUUCCAUCUCUCAAGCCCGAUCACUUCAAAUCUAGAUUUGAUAGCAAUACAUGCAUUCAAAUUUUUUCUUGUCACGUGCAAAACCAUUAUGGCAUUAAUUGCUUUGUAUUUAUUUCAGACUAUUGAACAAUUAUGGCAACACUGAGUUACAAAACAUUAUUUUCCAAUUAGUUCCUAGAAGAAAAACUAAAACUUUGGUGCUAAGAAGUUGUUUUUUAGUGCAUAUGGAGUUAAAUUUGCAUGCAGAAAAGGGUUGUUUUUCAGCAAAACAAAUACUCUUUAAAUAUUAGAUUCUCUCUUCCAAUAUUUAAUGCUGAAGCUUGACUUCAGAAUAUGCCAUUAGUUUUGUUUUUUUUCCUGUAUUAUUAAAUUUAAUAGUUCUUACACAACAACUUAAAAAUAAUAAGAAGAAAUGUCAGUUUCCCACUUCUAGCUAGCUAUUUAAAAAAAUGCAAUUACUAUUUGAUCAAGUGUGAAAUAUAUGCA